Messenger RNA from Aspergillus tanneri, 2235 nucleotides. RefSeq names its product transcription factor domain-containing protein. The record is from RefSeq and is a predicted model, not a curated record. Gene Ontology annotation, biological process: DNA-templated transcription; positive regulation of transcription from RNA polymerase II promoter by galactose. Bases 1 to 2235 code for a protein of 744 amino acids. Gene Ontology annotation, molecular function: DNA-binding transcription factor activity, RNA polymerase II-specific; RNA polymerase II cis-regulatory region sequence-specific DNA binding; zinc ion binding. The transcript has 6 exons. Gene Ontology annotation, cellular component: nucleus. Lineage: Eukaryota; Fungi; Ascomycota; Eurotiomycetes; Eurotiales; Aspergillaceae.
AUGUCUUCCGAGUCCCCCCAGGUGGACAUUCUAUCGUCCCAGCCGGUGUCAGGCGAGCAGAAUUCCACCAAGACUGGUGACGGUGCGAAGAGGAAAGCGGAACAUAACAACGGAACACACACGCGGUCGAAGCGGAAUCGCUACAUCUCCAUUGCCUGUAACGAAUGCAAACGACGCAAAAUCAAGUGCAAUGGUCAAGUCCCCUGUCAACGCUGUGGGCAUCUUAAUCUCGAAUGCCGGUAUGCGCCGAAUUGCUGUAAUAAUAAUUUCAAGGACUCUGAGGAGUUCCGCUCUAUGAAAGACCAAAUCACCACUCUCCAAGAUCAAGUCAACAGCCUCUUCACUAGCCUCAAUGACCUUCGGACGCAAAAAUCUUCUCUGGACUCGCCGGGGUUUGAGAAUUUUUCCCGUGAUGGGUCGCAGUCCGUCUUUACUCCUAUGCAGGUCGGGCUGGCCAAACCACGCAACAGACCCCCUCGGUUCCAUGGCCCUACAAGCUCCGCCUUUAAUUUUGAUGUGGCAAGGUCCAGCCUUCAGAACAUGGGUAUCGCACCAGCAGAGGAAGUAAUAACGGACGACAUCACUACCGCGCAUGGUACACCUAUGGAAUCACCUCAGCUGGCGUCUCUUGCCCCUUCUAUACAUCCUACAAAGGAUCCAAUAUGGGCCAUUAAGCGGGAAGAUGCCUUAAGGCUUUGUCAGGUCUACGAAGAUGAAAUUGGCAUCAUGUAUCCUCUUGUAGACAUUGACAAAGUGACUCAACAGAUUAACUUGCUCUAUACAUUUAUGGAGGCUGCAACACGGACUGGCUUCGCGCAACGAGGGCUUCCAGGAGCAGAUGGUAUUCAUGAUGAAAAUACGAACCUCUUGAAGAUGAUUCUUGCAACAACCCUGAUUGUUGAGGGUGGGGGUCAGAGCGAGCUCGGUCAGCGACUGUAUAUGAGCGUAAAACCCGCCAUCGAAUCCAAACUUUGGGAUUCGGUGAGCAUCAAAACAAUCCAGCUCUUGGGCAUGGUGGCAACCUAUCAUUUCCAUACGGACGAUGAUGCCAUGGCGUACCGCAUCAUUGGUCUAGCUGCACGAAUGUGCCUCGAAAUGGGCCUUCACCGACGAGACGCAUUGGUAAAAACCUUUCCCAAUGAGGAGCAAUGGCCAGAGGUAAUCAAGAUUUUUUGGGCCAUUCACACUCUCGACAGACGUUGGGGCUUUGGAACAGGGCUACCAUUCGUCAUCCAGGACGAAGACAUUGAUCCGAACCUUCCAGAACCGGAUGCAUCACUGCCGUACCUGAGAUGUAUGGUUGCAUAUAACCGCAUCAGUUCUAAGAUUUGGUACUCCGGAUUAGGUUCGGAGGGAGCGACCGACAUACGCCAGGAUGAGAUUGGUUAUUUAGACUAUCAGAUCCUUCAAUGGUACAAGCAGGUGCCAGAUACCUUGAAGUUCUAUCCAGUGGAGUCUCCGAAGCACGGCGAGCCGGCCAGUCGUGGUCUCCGACGAUUACGGGUGCUCUUGUACCUACGCAUGAACCAACUUCGCAUUCUCAUCUACCGCCCGGUCCUUCACUCCGCAGUAAGCAUCGCUGAAGACAAGGGACACGCCCAAACAGUGGUGGGUGUCGCCAAAGAUACGGUCCGCGUACUCACACGACUUAACCAAACCUCCGACAUCUACCGCACGCAACAGAUCACCUUCAAUUAUUUCCUUGUCGCCGCGCUAGCCGUUCUUCUUCUUGCUGUCUGCCACGCACCGGCCGAUUUCAAUCGGCAGGUACGGGACGAGUUCUACAUGGCACUCGAUCUCGUCAGCGGGUUUAGUACGAAGUCAUACGUAUCGAAGCGGUUAUGGAAGACCAUCAAAGGUCUUCGCAAGAUUGGGGAGAGACUGGGCAUGCUGGUUCGUCCCUUUGGGACCGACUCGAACGACCCACAUUCGACAGCAGCGGUGGCCAUGGCCGGUUUGGCCGGCCAUCCCAUGGAGGAUAUCUCGGUUUAUGGGACCAUGAAUGGGGUAGAGUUGGGGAAUAGCCCAUUGAAUGGACUGCAGAUGAGCCAGGAGCUCACCAAUUUGUUCGAGGCCGUGGGGGGCUUUGGCAACUUCAUCGCCCCCGGCACGACACACGAUGGCAUCAAUGGAUUUGUUGGUCACGAGGGGGAGAUCCAGAACACAGGCGAAGGGCUUUCUGGAGUUUUAGGAGAUGAAGGGGAAUUCUCAAGGGUCAUUCGAGAUCUAUUCUAA